Messenger RNA from Annulohypoxylon maeteangense, 2822 nucleotides. RefSeq lists its product as uncharacterized. NCBI's taxonomy places the organism in Eukaryota, Fungi, Ascomycota, Sordariomycetes, Xylariales, Hypoxylaceae. The transcript has a single exon. The coding region runs from base 491 to 2539 and encodes 682 amino acids. The record is from RefSeq and is a predicted model, not a curated record.
GAAACGACGGAAUGUUCUCAAAACAUACACUCCACAUAUCAAGGGUCCUAAUCAUGCGGACCGGAAGUGCCAUGCAUUGCAUGAGAAUGGGUCCGAAUGCCUGGCAAAAUUGGUCCAAGCUAAACAUACCCUUUGUCCAGUGCAUCAUCAGGAGUACAAGAAGCUCUACAGGUCUUAUAAGGACAGCGAAGAGUUUUACAAUAAUGUUGAGACGGGUGAAACAGGGGCAGGUCUUAACGAGAGGAUAAAGGCGAAGCUAGCUGCUGGGAAGAAGACGCUCGAGCUUAGGAAUGUGGUUAACCAUCGGUUUUUUAGUCUCUCUAAUAAUAACCGUGGCCAUAUUCGGUGGAUUCUAAAGAUCCAGUCAGACCUUCAUAGUCUGGAACAGAAACUAGUAGACUCAGAAGCCGAAGAACCAGCAAACCCGCCAUCGUCAGCACAAGAUGGUCAAGAAGUCGAGACACCAGUCUUCCGGUCACUUCUUGAUCCAAUGGUCCCAAUGUCAAAACUAGGGCAUCUUCCACUCAACCAUCCUGUCGUCAUAUUGAAGAUGUUUACUAACACGAUGUCGGCCGCGACAGUUGAGAAACUUUACUCUAUUGCUCCAUCCCUUAACGACUCGCCUUCUGCUGCCCCGGGCAAUGCAAGUCGCAUAGCGAGUGAAUUAGAUGUGCGGGACACUAUUAUCCGCUUCCUCUUCCGCGAGCUCCUCUUGCAUAAAGCCGAUGCCGAUGUACUCGUUAGGGCCACCCGAAUCCGAAGCAUUGACACCUUCUUGCGGGACUCUUCCGUAGAAGACCUUGAAUAUUACAUCAGAUUCUUUGAGGCAUUUCAAGAAGGACGGUCUGAUACAUUUCACCUUCUUCGUGAUGCUGUUUGCGAUUAUCUCCUAGACCCACAGCCUUCAUCGACCACUAUAUUGGGUGCUGGAAUCAGCACAGACGAUAGUCCUCGAAGAAUGACCACGAAGGGUUGGGAUAUCUUAUACGCGAACUUCUAUGACAUUGUGGACUGGUGGAAUCUCGAGAGCUUCGCUAUUCAAUUCGAGGACUUUGUUAUAGUCAAGACCUUGAGUGUUAUGCUCAGAUACGGGUCAGGCGACUCCAGCAAUGGCAGUGCCACAAAGUGGCAUGUACCAGAUGAAGACGUCUCCCAAGAGUGUACACCUGCUGUCAUGCAAGGAUUCAUCGCGGUUACGAAAGGCUUCUCUGAUCCCAUCGGACCUUCUAUCAAAACCGAAAAUGGUAUCACGCAGGAGAGACAUACUCGUUCCUAUGUUGUGGGGAGAAUGGAGAAAAAAUGUGAAUACGCUCUGCAGUUGAUACAAGAGUUGAGUGAAAGAGUCGAGAAGUUCCUAGUCCUCGUGUAUGACUGGGAGAAGAGACCUUCAUCUCGCCAUCUCAUUUCACCCCCUCUCGCAGACCAGAAUCCAUGGAUCACACGUUUUCGAUCCGCGUCUAAAAAGGAGGUCCUCAGUUCGCAACCAUGGGUAGUUGAAUGGUCUCUAGAAGAUAUACUCGACGAUGUUGAGAGCAUGGGUGCCUUAAUGGGUAAUAGCAUGACUAAAGACUAUUUCGAGUUUAUUAUUAUCGAUAGAGCACCGGGAAGGCCGUUCGAUAUUCUAGACGUAGUGGCCGAUGCGCUGUCCAAGCUAAAAGGGGAUCCGUCGUACGCCCAGAUUAGCCGCCAGGCCGUCCAGAAAUACAUCCCAUCUAAUGAACAAGAAGCUUAUUUCGAAGAACUCACCCAUAUGCAACUCACCCAGUUCCCACCAGCAAUUUCUCCCCAAUAUGUUGGCAAUCGUAUUCGCUGUUGGGACAUCCCUGACGCACUUCACGAUAUCCUUCGAACUGUGCUAUUGGAUAAGUCUCGCACUACAACUCAACAGGAGUCUCGACUCAUCUCCAAAGUCUCUGCAGACCUAGAAUCACACGGAGUCCUCACCAAAAUCCUCGAAUACGAACCAUCAAACAUGCGUCCCGUUAUGAUGCCAGGAAUCGACGGACUCGAAGAUCUGUACUUCCCCUACGAUUUGGGACCUAGAAAGGAAUCAGCCCCAGGUGAAAGCGUGUUUGACUUCGGUCCUUGGGACAACGACCUCUUCGAGUUCUCGGAGAAAUACAAACGUGCUCACCCCAACGCGUUAUUUGCCAAGGGGAGGGUCAAUGUCCCGUAUUGCGCGUGGCCAUGUCCUAAUCUUACCGGACCUCGGCACUCUCGUCUUAACUUCAGCACCCCGGAGGGUCGUAUGUAUAGAUGGAACAAGUUACCGUUCGACAUGCCCAUGGCCUCUCACGUGUGGCAGAUAUUCGUAAAUUUGCAGAUACACAAUAAUUUGUCGUUCGUACGCAUCGUCCAGUCGACGUUGGUUAUAUGCGCGGAAGACCGGGACGACGCGGCGGCUAAUCUUAAGGCGUUGAUUGACCUUGGCGAGAAGAAUGGGUUGACAUUUUCUAUUCCGUCGCCGGUUUCGUGGACAAGUGACAUCGGGAAGUUGGGUCUCGAGUCGUUGUGGGAGGGAAUUCGUGUAUUCUUAUAAGUGAAUGCGUCGUGUGGGGUGCUGUUAGAGGUGGUUGUUGGGAUAAGCCAGGACAGCUAGGUAGUUGAAGCUACGCCACCCCAUCGAACAUCGGCCUCUCUUCGCUGAAAUACAGGUAGGUGGCAGUACCAACACAUUGUAGUCAGCAUUUUCCCAUUUUUAAAAAUGUAAUAAGGAAUAGUUACCGAGCAGUGACGGCGAUUAGUUACGAUGAUUCGUUCGGGGUUCAAGUCAAAUCUUAAGUUGAUUUUAGAUCCUGUUCUGGUGAGGUAUUUUAACGAAU